Messenger RNA from Brachypodium distachyon (stiff brome), 1322 nucleotides. RefSeq names its product RNA polymerase sigma factor sigC-like. Gene Ontology annotation, biological process: DNA-templated transcription initiation; regulation of DNA-templated transcription. NCBI's taxonomy places the organism in Eukaryota, Viridiplantae, Streptophyta, Magnoliopsida, Poales, Poaceae. The record is from RefSeq and is a predicted model, not a curated record. Gene Ontology annotation, molecular function: DNA-binding transcription factor activity.
CCAUGCAUGGGCAGACACUCCUGGACCCAGAUGACCUUGAUGAUGUCGACCCGCUCAGAUGAUCAAUUCCAUGGACAGUUGUUGUUUUCUGUACUAGCUAGCUAGCUGGAUGACCUUGAUGAUGCAUGGCUCAAGCUUCUUCUGAAUUUAUGGCAUUGUUGGCGACUAUCAAGGAAUGUGCAAACCUUGAGAAAAUCAGACAAAACAUGGUGAAAGAAGGGCAGGAGGUUAGCUAUGAUAGGUGGGCUAAGGCAGCCGGAGUUGAUGAGGCAAUUCUGAAGAGUACACUGCAAGCAGGUUACUGCUGCAGAGGCAGAGAGAGGCUGUUGGUUACCACUGAAUGGCUUGUCAAGUACAUUGCGAGGACAUACACCGGAAUGGGAACUGCUUUUGAUGAUCUACUCCAGGCUGGGAAAAUGGGGGUCCUUGAUGGCGCCGAGAGGUUCGACAGUGAGAAAGGCUGCAAAUUCUCGACAUAUGUGAAGUACUGGAUAAGGAAAGCGAUGCUAGCGCUCCUCGCUGAAAAUUCUGGAGUAAUCCAGCUACCUGCAAGGAUGGAGAGUAUCAUCCGCAAAGUGAAAGAAGCUAAACGUGUAAUCCGAUCCAGCAUGGGUAGGAAUCCGAUAGACGCGGAGAUCGCUACCUUCAUUGGCGUGUCGGUUUCCAACGUUAGGUUGGCAAGGAAGUGCUCUCGUCGCGUCGUUUCACUCUACACGGAGAUCGGAACCGGACAGAACGCCAAGUUCAUGGAGGUGACACCAGACACAUCCCUGGAAUCUCCAGACGAGGCCAUCUUCCGGAGGCAGAUGAGGGAGAGGCUGCUGCUCGUCCUCGACAGGCUCCCGGCGAGAGAAGGGCACGUGCUGAAGCUGCGGCAUGGGCUCGAGGAUGGCAAGUGCAGGUCCCUGGAGCAGAUCAGCGGCAUCUAUCAUGUGUCCAAGGAGUGGAUCCGGAAGAUUGAGAAGUCGGCCAUGUCGAAGCUCCGGAACGAGGACGUGCACCAUGAACUCAAGGACUUCAGUGGAUUCUAGCACAAGAGAGCUCACCGCCUCAGCCCCUUGUGAUAGGAUUCAGAGUUUCAGACAGGAGUUUGUAUAUAUUGACAACUUGCAGCAUCACAUCGCAACGCAUGAUGACACACUUGUCCUGAUGUUGAGUUGGUGACCAAUGAGUAGCCACUAGCACAUACUUAAUUAUAUCACAAACAUGGAGAUGUAAUACAGGGUUAACUUGAUUAUAUAUAUAAGGGUGAAUUGACAGUGAAAAACUGUAAACAAAAUUAUUAUUUUCAUGUUUUUGUAGUUUAAGUUCAUUUGCUGAUU